AUGGGCGUCGACAAGAGCGACACCGACGCUGAGCAGAGCGACGACGAGUACAACGAGCUUGGCCCAGUGAAAGGAUUGUGGCCUUUUGGUGGCGAGGCGGCUCCGACAAUCAAGUUGCUGUCCAAGGCCAAUGAACGUGCUGGCGAGUAUUUCUUUGGGGGCCGCGCAAACUCACUGCCCGUUGCCCCUGGACUAUCGGUGGACGGUGUCGGCCACAUUUCCGUUCCGUUGGCCGAAGAAUGCGCGGUGAAGUUAAUCGCCCGGGCCGACAAGUCCCCGUUCGGACACAAAAUGGAGACGAAGAUGGACGAAAGCGUCCGUAAGAGCUGGCAGCUUGAGCCCGAUAUCGUGCACUUCAAGAACCCUCAAUGGCACAGCGGAUUAGAGCAAUUGGUCCAGCUUAUCGCUCAGCGGCUAGGCUACCCGGAUGUGGCUCUGCAGUGCGUAUUGUACAAGAUGUUGGUGUAUGGAGAAGGAGGUCACUUUGUAAAGCACCAAGACACUGAGAAGGAGAACGGAAUGAUUGCAGCACUGGUAGUGCAGCUCCCAACAGAGUAUUUCCCACACUACGCCGUGCACUAUGCCGACGAAGAGCACGCUCUGGAAACGGUGACUGCAAUUCGCCACCUCGAGAAAGAUCACGACAAACUCAUCAGUGACGAGCUUGCAAUCAGCGAUAUGAACGCUACAAGUGACUCGUUCGCGCUACUGCUGUCGCAUGAGUACACUGAGAAGAGCAUCCAAGAUAUGGGUGCUGCGGCUCUGAAAGGCAUGGAUCGAGCUCGAUUCAGUGCUUUAGACGCCGCAAACGCCUUCGUUUCGCCCGAAAAGAGGCUGUUGCUGUUCAUUGCGCAGCUGAAGCAAAAGAUCGGCUGCCUUGGCAACGAGGGCAACACGAAGGACACAACGUACUGCCGGUACGCUGUGCUCGCGUGGCCCGCAGCCCAAGACAUCGAGAACGUUCUUAAACUGAAUGGCUCGGAAGUCGCUGCAAUUACGUUGCGAGCCCAGAAACCCGUUGAAGCUACAAAAGUCCGCGUACUCAUGGAAGCUAUCAAGGCAGUGCUGAAUCAGUAUCCGUGGCCUGAACCCCAAACGGUGUCGCUGGUAUUUUACCGGACGCUGUGCGAGUUGCUCGUGGACGCUGGCGACCCGACACUUGUGGAAUUGUUCUUCACGACGAUCCAGAGUGUGGAAGGGCUCAAUGGAGAAGAUGAUAAAUUUGAUGCGCUGUCGUCUCUUGCUGGAAUGAGGAUCCAGUGGAUGAGGAGCAGGAUUCACGCUCUUGAUACACCAUUUACGUGGGAGAUGCCAGGCGCGGCGUUCCCGGAAUGCGAGCAGAUCCAGGCAUUUUUGCGAGGUCCCGAUAAUACUAUGACUACCGAGGGUACCUGCGAGUUUAAGACUCCCCAAGGCGCGCAAAACUUCGCGGGCAAAUGGAUGCGGAAGGGAGGAGGUAACGCGUCGUUUGAAAUGGAUGCAGCAGAGGAGAAUGAGACUCCUUUUGUGACGAUCACCAAGACCCGGGAGUGGUAUUUGAAGCGCCAAACGGAGUUGGAGAACUUCAAGAGCGAAUUGAGGACUCUAGCGGGACGCUUUACCGGUGAGACUUCCAGCAAGCGCCCUCAUCUACUGUAG
This is a messenger RNA of Phytophthora sojae, 1638 nucleotides long. RefSeq lists its product as hypothetical. Bases 1 to 1638 code for a protein of 545 amino acids. Lineage: Eukaryota; Oomycota; Peronosporomycetes; Peronosporales; Peronosporaceae. The record is from RefSeq and is a predicted model, not a curated record. The transcript is spliced from 6 exons.